Nipponia nippon (crested ibis) is the source of this 1328-nucleotide messenger RNA. NCBI's taxonomy places the organism in Eukaryota, Metazoa, Chordata, Aves, Pelecaniformes, Threskiornithidae. The record is from RefSeq and is a predicted model, not a curated record.
GACGGGGACCUGAUCGCUUUUUCCACCGACGAGGAGCUGGAGAUGGCGAUGCCCUACGUGCAGGACGGUGUCUUUCGUGUUUACGUCAAAGAGAAAAAGGAGUGCAGGCGGGAACAUCGCUCGCAGUGCAGCCAGGAGCCUCCCCGCGACAUGGUGCACCCCAAUGUGAUCUGUGACGGCUGUGAAGGCCCGGUGGUGGGUGCCAGGUUCAAGUGCACCGUCUGUCCGGACUACGACCUGUGCAGCACCUGCGAGGGUAAAGGCAUCCACAAGGAGCACAACAUGGUGAUGUUUCAAAGCCCACUGCUAAAACCAUUUGAGUGGAUUCCCCGAGGACGCUGGCUCCGAAAAAUGCGGCACGGUGUUCCACCCUUCCCGUGGAUGCACUGCUGGGGAUAUCCCGGCCCUGUAGCUCCAUGUCAAAGCUCCGAACAAGCCCAGGCCGGUGCUGCAGCCUCCAGUCCGCCCACUGCAGAAGAAGCUUCUACUAACAGCCAGCCUCAGGACCCCAACGUCACCUUCUUAAAGAAUGUUGGGGAGAGUGUUGCAGCUUUUCUGAGCCCCCUGGGUAUUGAAGUUGAUAUUGAUGUGGAGCAUGGAGGACAGAGAAGCAAAGUGACUCCUGCUUCUCCCAGUCCAGAGAAGAACAGUGCCGAGUCAAGCAGCAGUACUCUCAACCAGAAUGUUCAGACCAAACCAGACUGGAAUAACACAGAUUCUGCUACAGAAAUCAAUGCUGUUGCAGAGCAGAUACAAGACAUGGUGAUAGAUCCUGUGCCCACACAAAUGGAAGACGGCAGCUUCCAGUCCCAGGAACACAGUGAGUCCAGCAGUUCAUCAGGGGGCGAGGAGGACUGGACCCACUUAUCUUCCAAAGAAGUGGAUCCUUCCACAGGUGAACUGCAGUCUCUGCAAAUGCCGGAGACAGAGGGUCCCAGCUCCCUGGAUGUAUCUCAGGAUCCUCCCCAGCCAGGCCCUACAGGACUGCGAGAAGCUGCACUCUACCCACAUCUCCCGCCAGAAGCAGACCCUCGCCUCAUCGAAUCUCUGUCCCAGAUGCUGUCUAUGGGCUUCUCUGAUGAGGGUGGGUGGCUCACUCGACUCCUGCAGACAAAGAACUGUGACAUCGGGGCAGCGCUAGAUGCCAUCCAGUAUUCCAAGCAGCCACCUCACUUGUAGUGGUCUGUGUAACAAAAAGCACUUCCCUUCUAACUGAAAGCAAACAAUGCAGUACAACUUACACAGUGGUUCAUCUUUCUUCCUGCUAAGGGUUUCUGUCUCAUGUUCCUAAGUGCUUGUAGAAUGGAAGAAAAAUAAAUACUACUUCU